AUGGCGCAGAACGAGGCAGAACGGGACGACCUACAAUUUAACAAAUAUCAUCGCUUUUUUGGUUCCAAGCGGUGGGUAAAGUAUAAGUUCUCGUUUGAUCCGUUCUCAUGGGUUCAAAUAAAACUUUCCCUUCUUCUGCUACGACCUGCCAGCUCAAUGACCAUGAUAGCAGAACCAUACCAUCGCGAGAUCGAAGCAAAUGACCUGGAGAGUCUUUCCCCGACGGAAAUUCGGAGAAUAUUCUUGAUUUCCAAGGAGAAACAGCUCAGACUUGCCCUUUGCGCCGUCCGAUCCUCCAUGAACGAGCUCGCACCAGUUGCUAUGCUCUCAGACGAUAUCCUGGAGUAUCUUUUCAUGUAUUGCAUAUCCUGGCUGUCCGAGAAAGACAGGGAGGGGUAUGCUUGGCUUCACACUUGCCGUCGAUGGAGGGUUGUCGCGUUGAACAGUCCUCGAUUAUGGUCGCACGUCGAUAUCACCUCCCCCCUUCUUCGGUAUUUCCUGGAGCAUUCUGGCGACGCCACAAUAUCCUGGAUCUCCUCGCAAGUCAUACAGAAGCCGCUCGCCCCUGCGCUGCAGUCGAGUGCUUGUCGCGUGGAAUCGAUCGAUUUGAACGUUGGUUCUCACGUUGCGUGGUUCUUCUUCCUCGACUAUAGUUUAAAGUUUCCGAAGCUUCGCCAUCUACGCCUUGUCAACAGCGCAGCAGAUGAACUUUUUGUUCCAUGGUGGCCAACUAUCAAUCACUUGGCUUUAGAUGGGGUCGCUGUUGCAUGGAGGCGCGUCGCAAAUCUCACAACGUUGCGUCUUAGCAACCUGAGACAGCUCGGGCCCACCGUUAGCGAUAUACUCCAUAUUCUCCGGCUCUCUCCUCAGCUCGAAAAGCUGGAAAUUACGAAUAUUCGAUGCCCAACCGAUGAAAUCGAGACUUCCUUCGACCGCAUUGACCUCGACCGCCUCAGUGAUGUAUUUCUGAACGUUGACGACAAUCAUUUCGUCUCAACAAUCAUGCAAACGAUAUGGAUCCCACCCUCAGCCCGUGUUACCAUCACAUGCGCGGCCUCUGAUUCCCUCAACCUUGUCUCGAUGCCCUUCCAGAGAGCGCUAGAGUCCGCAGGCGACUUCCGCGUUGUCCGACUUUCCCGACUUGCAAUUCAAUGUCUUCGCGCCGAUGCCGAGCCAUGGUCAACAUCACCCGAUCAUGUCGCUUUGAGCAUCCGUCGCAGCAUGCCGGCGAUACCUUCCCACCCGUCCUGGCUCCAGUUCUCUCUGGGUCUACUGGACUUUUCGUCCGUCUCGACUUUGGAAUUGUCUGGAUUCGAUUCGCCAGGUAACGGGGCGGAUUUAAAACAUUUACUUCUCUACAUGCCGCGCAUCUCGACCAUCCGCGUCGCGUUCAACGUGCUUACGCACCUUUUCGACGCGUUAUCAGACCCUUCUCCUCUCUGGACGAACUCCCCUCUAUGUCCCCUUCUCCAGGUCCUAUCAUUCAGUAAACUGGGCGACGUUUGGCUGAAUUUCGCCAAACAUUAUUUUUCCUCGCUCGUCGAGCUUGUGAAACGGCGCGCGACGUUUGCUCCGAUCAAAGUGGUAGAACUGAUGGGGUGCUUAGACGAAGAUGAUUGCAGACGCGCCGACCGGGCAUUAGGGGAGUACGUGCACGUCGUCGCCGUGCCUGGUCAACUGAGGUAUCAAUGGUAA
Molecule: messenger RNA, 1695 nt
Organism: Pleurotus ostreatus (oyster mushroom)
Lineage: Eukaryota; Fungi; Basidiomycota; Agaricomycetes; Agaricales; Pleurotaceae
Exons: 3
Coding region: 1-1695 (564 amino acids)
Source: RefSeq, a predicted model, not a curated record